Molecule: messenger RNA, 900 nt
Organism: Spinacia oleracea (spinach)
Lineage: Eukaryota; Viridiplantae; Streptophyta; Magnoliopsida; Caryophyllales; Amaranthaceae
Exons: 1
Coding region: 1-900 (299 amino acids)
Source: RefSeq, a predicted model, not a curated record
AUGGCUGAAAUCUCUAAACUUCAUCCUGCAACAACUGUUGCUAACAUCAAAACUUGCAUCCCCAUUACCCUAGACUACGAAGGAACACAAUACCUUAGCCGGUCCUCUCUUUUCACCCUUCAUUGCAGAGCCAAUCUGGUCCUCGACCACAUCAUUCCCUCUUCUGGUUCCUCUGCUGCGACAAAUGACUCAGAGUCCGACAAGGAUGAGGCCGCCAAACUGCAAUGGCAACGUCUUGAUGACAUCGUUCGUCAAUGGAUCUAUGGCACCAUAUCUCACGACCUUCUCAAUACAAUCCUCAAUCAGGAGGACUCGGCUCACGAUGCAUGGAAUCGGUUGGUACGUCUAUUUCAAGGUAACAAGUCUGCUAGGGCACUUUUCCUUGACACCCAGUUUACCAACACCAAGUUAGAACAUUUUUCCGGCGUCAAACCCUAUUGCUCACGCAUCAAAAUUCUCUCCGACAAUCUUCGGAAUGUUGGUGCCCCUGUUUCGGAGGAUCGCAUGGUCCUUCGUCUCUUGCAAGGUCUUUCAGAAGACUACAAAACCUUUCGCACAAAUGUCCAGCAUCGUGUGCCUCUCCCUCCCUUUGAUGAAGUUCGUACCAUGCUGGAGUUCGAAGAGGAAUCCCAUGCCGACGCCGUCGUUGGUUCAGGUUCGGACACUGCCUUAUUUACUUCUAAUACUGAUAAUGUUGUGAGCAAUGGUCAGAAGCAGGGGUCGUCGUCCUCAAACCGCAACAACAAUCACAACCCAAAUUAUAGAGGCAAGAAGAACAAUCGUGGUCGAGGUGGCAACAACAACUACCGGAAUAAUAGCCGGCACGGUGGGGGCAAUACCGGCGGUAACCACGGUGGCAAUGGUGGUCGGAGCAACCAGCCUCGAUCCACUGAGCAGUAG